AUUUCGCGAGAGGACGCCAGAGGCUUUCUUUGUCCUAUCCGGGAGGGGCGGGGAAGACAAAAAGGUGGUGUUGAGGCUCGGCCUUUCCAGAGACGAUGCCGUCCGCAUUCUCAGUCAGCUCGUUCCCCGUCAGCAUCCCCGCCGUGAUCACGCAGACAGACUGGACGGAGCCGUGGCUCGUGGGCCUGGCCGUCUUCCACGUGCUCUGCCUGCUGCUCACCUGUUUCUCGUCCCAGAGGUAUAAGCUGCAGGUCGGGCACUUCCUGUGCCUGGUGAUCCUGGUCUACUGUGCCGAGUACAUCAAUGAAGUGGCCGCGAUGAACUGGAGGCUGUUUUCGAAAUACCAGUACUUCGACUCGAGGGGCAUGUUCGUCUCCUUAGUGUUCUCAGCGCCCUUGCUGCUCAACGCCGCGGUCAUUGUGGUCCUGUGGGUGCGCAAGACCCUGAGCGUGAUGACCGAGCUGAGGGGCUUGCGGGAGAGGCGGCGGGAGAGGCUGCGGAAGGAGGAGUGACGACCUGCCGGGCCGCACCCUGGAGACGUCUUCCUAGGACCGUCCGCUCCUCCAGCAGGCCGUGGUCAGUGUUUAAGACACAUCUGACUUCGUGUCCGCCGUGGCGCUCACCAGGCCUGGGUCUGACCAAGGGGUGUUCAGUCUCUGGUUCAACUGUAAAUAAACCAUUGCUACCCGGGCACAGUGUUCCUGUGUCUGGCAUUGGUUGUAAAA
Camelus dromedarius (Arabian camel) is the source of this 725-nucleotide messenger RNA. RefSeq names its product transmembrane protein 18 (gene TMEM18). The coding region runs from base 96 to 512 and encodes 138 amino acids. The transcript has 5 exons. NCBI's taxonomy places the organism in Eukaryota, Metazoa, Chordata, Mammalia, Artiodactyla, Camelidae. The record is from RefSeq and is a predicted model, not a curated record. Gene Ontology annotation, cellular component: nuclear membrane.